UUCAGACUGUUCAGACACCUGCUCGUCAACAGUUGUGACGGUUGUGACCGGGUGUGACUUAAUAACAAUAGUGAGGUUAAGAUGUGCAGUGUGACGGUUAUCGCGAUAUUUGCUGUAUUUCUAAUUAAGUCGGGAGAAGGUUUGAAUAAAUAUUCCGCAGAAGCAAAUGCAAAUCCAGAUGUCACGAAAGAACCUUCCUUAAAUUUUAGAAACUUGGAAAAACCAUUUCGAAUGGCGAAGAUAAAUGUGCUAUGGUCAAAGGCACAACUAAGGUUAACAGAACCAAAAUUGAAAUCUUUGUUCAGUGAAUUGAAGAUUCAUGAUAAAGAGGAAGUGACAUGGAAGAGGCUAAAGGCUGAGGGUUUAGACAAAGAUGGACUGAAAGAAGCAGAACUUCGCAAGAAGUUAACUGGAAUAAUGAGUACAUUUGGACUCCUUGAAAAUUUUGAAGAUGUAGGUGAUCCAAAGAAAUAUAAACAGCAUAAGGCUUUUAAUGAUGCAUCUGAUGAACAUAUUAACAAAAGUCUUUUCAAGGACAAGAAACUCAAUAAAUUAUGGGAUAAGGCAGAACGGUCUGGAUUCACGGCUGAAGAAUUGCAGGCAUUGAAAGAAGAAUUCAAUCAUCAUCAAGAUAAGAUAGAUCAAUACUAUUCUCUGUUGAAGGAUAUGGAGGAGGGACCAAAUGAUACAUAUGAGAAUUCUCUGGAUAACACAUUAGAGCGAUUCAAUGUAAUUGAAGAACAAGAGAAAACUGGCCAGGAUUACCGUCAUAAAGCUAACUUGUUGAGAGACAAGCAUCGAGAUAUUAGGGAUGGAUAUGAUCGCCUACAUCGCCUGGCUGCCAAGGGGCCCAAGAGCAAGGAAUUCAUUGAACCGAAAGUUCAGGGACUGUGGCAAUUGGCAGUAGAAUCAGAUUUCAGCCCCAGUGAACUGGAGUCCCUCAGGGUGGAGCUGAUGCACUAUGAGAACCGGCUGCUAAAGUUACGCCACCUGCAGGCAGAGGUAGCUUUGGGGUCUGAAAGACGUGCUGAUAAGGAAAAACUGGCUGGAGAGAAGAGUGAAGGAGUUAUACUAAUGGAGGAAACCAUAAAGAAGCAGGCAAGAAAAGUUGAGAAGCUUCAUCUGGACCUUGAGACAAGAAUAAUGCAAAAACACACAGAACUGUGAACUACAGAAAUGGAUAAUUUAUAGAUCAGGGGCUUUUAAGUCAUUAUUGUGGUGAGUUAUGCAGCUAUAUUGUCAUUUGUAUAAUUUUAUAUGAUGCUGUCUUUGUUUCAUAAGGUAGCUCACAAUUACAAUAAUGUACAGAGAUCUGAUUUAACUUGCGUAGCAAUUAAAGAUGAACUGUAUUCUCUAGCUUUUCCUUUUGGAUAAUUUACCACAUUGUUUUUGAUGUUCUCAGUGCAUGUUACCAAUCUUUAUUUAGCAGAAUGGACUCAUUUAGAAUUGUUUCAAUUAAGAGAGAUAUUUUUCAGCAUUAAGGUGCUGAUAUUGUGGCAUUUGCAGAGUUACAAAACCUGUUAUCUUCAGAGGAUCGGCAGAAAAAGUGUAAUGGUUUACUUGGUUUGAGCUUCGUAUGGUACAGUUGUAAAUAUACGAAUUGGAUUUAACUCACGAUGUAGUUCAGUGGCAGGAUUUUGAAAUCUUGACUGUCAUUAAACUAUGGAAUUUCAUCAUUAGGUGAAUAACAUUGGCCAAGAUGUCCCUCUUCAUAUAAAAGCAGCAUUGUGUGCACUUCCUUAGCUGUGUUUUCAGUAAAGAAGCAAAAAAUUUUAAGUUUUGUGGUAUUGAGAGGCAGAUGGUAUGUGUGUUCUUGUGUAAUACUGUUAAUCAGUGUUCACUGUAUUAAGAUCAGUCUGGUUUUCAGAAAAAUGCAGUAUCUACUCACACAAAAAUCUUGGAAACCUCACCAGAAAGACUUCUCUUUCUAAUACCUGUUAACAGUGUUUAUUGUUAAUAAACUCAUGUUUCCAAAA
Molecule: messenger RNA, 1976 nt
Organism: Cryptotermes secundus
Lineage: Eukaryota; Metazoa; Arthropoda; Insecta; Blattodea; Kalotermitidae
Product: alpha-2-macroglobulin receptor-associated protein
Exons: 7
Coding region: 82-1167 (361 amino acids)
Biological process (GO): regulation of receptor-mediated endocytosis
Cellular component (GO): endoplasmic reticulum; endomembrane system
Molecular function (GO): heparin binding; low-density lipoprotein particle receptor binding; receptor antagonist activity
Source: RefSeq, a predicted model, not a curated record